Carassius auratus (goldfish) is the source of this 2896-nucleotide messenger RNA. RefSeq names its product proline-serine-threonine phosphatase-interacting protein 1-like. Gene Ontology annotation, biological process: actin filament polymerization. Gene Ontology annotation, cellular component: plasma membrane; cytoplasm; actin filament. NCBI's taxonomy places the organism in Eukaryota, Metazoa, Chordata, Actinopteri, Cypriniformes, Cyprinidae. The coding region runs from base 155 to 1390 and encodes 411 amino acids. Gene Ontology annotation, molecular function: actin filament binding. The record is from RefSeq and is a predicted model, not a curated record. The transcript has 15 exons.
CCUCAUUUCAAACUCUUCAUUUGACGGUUGCCUCUCGACGUAGCUCGUCUUUCUUUAACCGUGACAGCAACUUUAAUGUAAUCUGUCACAGCGUUGCUUGUGGGUGUUAAAGAGGCACUUCUGAACUAUAACUUUACGUAGCCUGGUAAAGAAGAUGGCUUUACUGUUCUGCAAUGCCUUUUGGGGUACUGACUUUUCUGACCAAUCGGGUUAUGAAGCAAUAUUGCAGAGGUUACAGGAUGGCAGACACAUGUGCAAGGAUGUAGAAGAACUGUUGAAAAUGAGAGCACUAGCAGAGGAGAAGUACGGCCGAGAUCUGGUGGCAAUUGCUCGGAAGGCAGAAGGUCAAACCGAGAUUGGAACAUUAAAGGCCUCGUUUGACAAAUUAAAAGCAGAAAUUGAGAAGACAGGAAACCUGCACAUCCAACUAUCUGAAAGGAUAAAGGAGGAAGUUCAGAAAAUAGAGGCAUUUCGAGAGCGCCAGAGGGAACAGAGAAAAAAGCUUGAAGAGAUCAUUGAAAAACUUCAGAAGCCUAAAGUUCUGUUGCACAAGAAGACCAUGGAGUCAAAAAGGUUAUAUGAGCAGAGGUGUAAAGAGGCAGAAGAGGCUGAGCAAGCAGUGGGGAAGAAGACAAAUGUGACCACCUCCACCCACCGGCAAUCAGAAAAGGUGAUGAGCAGGGCGCGGUUAUGCAGGCAGGCAGCCAACCUUUCAGAAAAGCAAUUCAAAUGGAAUGUUGAUCAACUAGAAAAAAUGUGCCAGGAGUGGGAGAGCACAUACAGGAGUGUGUGUGAGGUGUUCCAGCAGCAGGAGUCUGAGCGCAUUAAUAUCUUGCGCUGUGUGUUAUGGGAUCAUUGCAAUCUGCUGUCCAUGCAGUGUGUCCAUGAUGAUGACUGCUAUGAGGAAGUGAGAAAGGUUUUAGAGCAGUGUGACAUCAUCACUGACAACAACUGCUUCAUUAAAAUGAAAAAGACAGCCUGUCGUCCUCCAGCUCUCAUUGAGUUUCAGAGUUACUCUGAAUUGGAAGCUAAUGGAGGAGUCAGGAGAGUUGAAACAAAGAGAUUAUCUGUAAUGCUUCCAGGGAUGUCUUUCAGUGGGUUAUCUGAUGCAGGCAGUAAUUCAGCUGGAUCAUACACAUCUGCUCAACAAACAGGAGGAGGACCUGAGAAGUACAUGGUGUUAUAUGAUUUUAAAGCUCAGGAAGAUGAUGAGCUGUCUAUCAGUAAAGGACAGCUUGUUACCAUCACUGAGAAAGGCAAGGAUGGGUGGUGGACAGCAUCGAGGGAUGGAAUAUCCGGACUAGUCCCUGGAACGUACCUCACCAAAAUCUCAGCGAGUCACAGUCCACGUCUUGCUGCAGCUCAUCCUGAUCAUAAUCCAGUCAAAUAGAGUUUAGUGAAAGUGACGUGACAUACAGCUAAGUAUGGUGACGCAUACUCAGAAUUCGUGCUCUGCAUUUAACCAAUUUAAAGUGCACACACACAGCAGUGAACACACACACACCGUGAACACACACUCGGAACAGUAGUAGUCAUUACACUAAGUCCAGUUUUUGCAUGGUGUAUAGUUAAAAAUGAUACAACAAAAAGUUAUAUGAUUUGCAUUAGAAUUAUGAAUUCUAAAGUUUUAUUUUUUACAUCUUUUAAUGUCUGUACUGUAAUAUAUAAAAAUAUAACACUGUAAUGUAUACAUUUGUUAUUAUCAAUUUUGUAAUAUAUUGCUAUAUUUUAUCAUAGCUUAUUUGUCUGCUAAAUAUUGUAAUCUGCAUGUUCACUCAGUAAUACAUAUACUCAUAAUAUAUAUAAACACAAGUGGAUGCAAUUAAUACUAAAAUGAAACAAUUAAAUUAGUCAACAAAUAAUAAUAAACAAUUCUGAGAGUGAACUGGGUAUCCAAAGUGAUUCUCUGCCUGCAGGCUAUUUCAAACACACACCAAAUAAAGGCACAGAAAUAUGCAAACAUCUGUUCUCCUUCAGACAAAAAAGGUACAAAGCUGGGAGCGGUGCCUAAAGGUAGAACACCUAUAAUGGAAGUUACUUUGAGAGAAAAAAUUAAACCCUGCAGCUCCUGAUGAAACACUGAUUUGUAAAGACAAAACGAUCGGUCUGUGCAAAAAACAGAAGUAUUUAUAUCGCAAUGUCUGAACUGUCCUGAACGCGUUUCUUCUUCUUCAGCCUUCGUGUGAUGCAUCUUCUUCUUGCUUUACAGCGGAUCACAGACUUAUAAAUGCAUAACCACCACCUAUCUCUCAAGCACUGACACACUGACACUCUUGGUGUGUUCCAAACAGGAUAUAUCGCCUUUCGAAGGGCACUUCAGAAAGGGUCAUUCAAAAUGGAAGUGAUCAAAACUGGCCACUUCAAAGGGUACAACUGAUGGACACUUUGGGCUCCCAUGAUCUUUUGUGCCAAUUCUUUACAUAAUGACAGCACCUCCAUGUGGGCACCAGAUGAUGACGCAGAGGGACACUUCAAGAAACAGUUGUUCGGUCCCCUACACCCUUCGACCCUUAAUAGCUCUCACUCCAGAGGGUAAACCCUUUGAAGGGAUUAGGGCAUAGGAAUGAGUCCUUCCGAACUGAACGUAGGUUCCAUUUACAAAGUCUGCCGUAAAGAAAAAGAAGAAGAUGCCUCACAUGCAGGCUGAAAAAGAAGAGUGAACACAUUCAGGACAUUGCAGUGAAAAUAAGGAUAUAUUUUAGAGAUAAAAACGAUAUAAAUACUGUUCAGUUUCUUGCACAGACUGAUCGUUUUGUGUCUAUACACAUCAGUGUAUCAUCACGAGCCGCAGGGUUUAAAUUGAUUUUGUAUGUGUAUUUUUUUUUUACUCUCAAAGCCGUGAUUCCUACCCACUUCCAUUAUAAAACUGACAGACUGUAAUAGUUUCAUUUAAAAA